GGAAGGAAGCACGAAAUAACACGGCAGCGACGUACACACAUCACACCGCACGUUUUUAGAUGAUGGGGGCAAAAAACAAAUUGAUCAUUUUGAAUUGAUAUUGGAUUGCCAUGACGGGGGAUGUGUUGGUUUUUUAACACGUGGCUGUCUUCCUGAUUAUGCAACUGAAGUGUAAAAGUCCUGAUCUGUUAGAAUCCCUGUGGGUAGUGAACAGACUGGUAGCCUUUCAGUAAAUGUACUGCGCAGGUACACUGUCGCAAAAACAUUUAAGGUCUUCCAGCAGCGGCGGUUUACGUUAGCUAGUCAAUGUAAUGAGGGACAAGACUGCAGUUUUCGUGGUACUUUUUAUUUGAGUGUGUCUUUUACAGACUCACUCUCUGACUGUGUUGGAGGAUGGACCCUGUAGUGCUGAGCUACCAGGACAGCCUGCUGCGGCGCUCUGAUGUGUCCUUACUGGAAGGACCUUACUGGCUCAAUGACCGAGUCAUUGGUUUCGCUUUUGAGUACUUUGCUGCUGAGCGCUUCAGAGUCCUGGGGGAGACCAUCACCCUCAUCAGCCCGGAGGUCACCCAGUUCAUCAAGUGUGCUUCCUGCCCUGAUGAGUUGGCCCUAUUUCUGGAGCCGCUGGAUCUUGCUUCUCGCCACUGGGUCUUUCUAGCCGUUAACGACAACUCCAACCAGAGCGCCGGGGGAUCCCACUGGAGCCUUUUGGUCUACCAUCACAACUCCAACUACUUUGCACACUAUGACUCUCAAAACGGCAGCAAUUCGCUGCACGCGCGGCGCAUCGCCAGCAAGCUAGAGCCUUUCUUGGGUGCCGGGAGAAAAGCGCUGUUUGUGGACGAGCCGUGCCCAUCACAGCAGAACAGCUAUGACUGCGGCAUGUAUGUUAUUUGUAUCGCAGAGGCCUUGUGUGAGAUGGCCAGGGUGGAAGGCUCACCGCGCCUUCCUGUGCAAGUCAUCACCCCAGCCUACAUCACUCAGAAGAGGGCUGAAUGGUGCAGACUGAUCCAGAGUCUAGCUCAGAAUGAGCUCUGCUGCUCUCUGUCUUUUCCUUAGCAUGUUGAUUGCCCCUCAUAUAUGCACAACAGCUGUCAGCCUCUCCAUAUCUACUGCUGGAGCAUCUGAAUGCACUCCUUGAAUACAGUAUAUAAUGACAUAUGAAGUAUAUUUCUAUUAAAGUCUCUAUCAUACUCCAUAAUAGAAAAAAGGUUUAAAAAGAGAACGCAAUGUUACGGAUCUUUAAUGAUUCAUUGGAAACUUGGUGUCAUGUUUAUGCCUUGUUUAUGCACAGCAGCAUACGAUAUGUAAACCUGAACACCAGCAUGCCUACAAAGGAAUGGACUCAUGUACAUAUUUAGUGAGGAUGGAGAAUGUCAUGUCAAAGAGGAGGCACAGACUUUUCAUUUCUCCUUUGUAUUAGUUUGGGGCAAAUGUAGAAAUGUUUACACAGAUUAUUGCUCAGGGUCAUUUUAAAUGAACUAGAAUUGACGAUAAGAAUGUGAAUCUUAACUUUAUCUCCUACUUUACAUCAUGUAUUCAGUCUGUCUUUUAGUUUGAACAUGCAGUAUGUCUACAACUACAAACUUUUAGUUGUGAAAUAUUUUAAAGAAAAUUGCUGUGUGAGGGUAAGACAUGCAUUCUGACUGUAUGGGACAGUGGCCAAUGUUGAGUGGUAUGAUAUGUUCUCACAAAAAGCAAGUAUCAAAGUCAUUGUAUGCUGAUCUAAUAAAUUUUACUGUCACAUUUUUGUUGACAAAACGGUAAA
Messenger RNA from Perca flavescens (yellow perch), 1768 nucleotides. RefSeq names its product SUMO peptidase family member, NEDD8 specific (gene senp8). Gene Ontology annotation, biological process: proteolysis; protein deneddylation. The coding region runs from base 394 to 1059 and encodes 221 amino acids. The transcript has 2 exons. Gene Ontology annotation, molecular function: deNEDDylase activity; cysteine-type peptidase activity. The record is from RefSeq and is a predicted model, not a curated record. Lineage: Eukaryota; Metazoa; Chordata; Actinopteri; Perciformes; Percidae.